CGACAUGCGGUGACUCUGCCUCAGUAUAAAGUUCCCAUCUUCAUCAAAAUUCUUGUUUUCGGCAUCCCGCUCCCGCAGAGACUAUUCUUGGUGCCUCACUACCUGCUAUGGCUACAAAGAGGAUUCAGAAGGAACUAAAAGAGUUGGAAAAGGAUCCACCUGCUUCUUGCAGUGCUGGACCUGUUGGCUCAGAUAUGUUCCAUUGGCAAGCCACUAUUAUGGGCCCAGCUGACAGUCCAUUUGCUGGGGGGGUGUUUGUUGUUACUAUUCACUUUCCACCGGAUUAUCCCUUCAAGCCUCCUAAGGUCUCCUUCAAGACCAAAGUCUACCAUCCUAACAUCAAUAGCAAUGGUAGCAUCUGUCUUGACAUCCUGAGAGAGCAAUGGAGCCCUGCCCUUACAAUAUCCAAGGUGCUGCUGUCCAUCUGCUCCCUCCUGACUGAUCCAAACCCAGACGAUCCGUUAGUGCCUGAGAUCGCCCAUACAUACAAGAACGAUAAAGCCAAGUAUGAAGCUACCGCUCGAGCCUGGACCCAGAAAUACGCAAUGGGUUAAGCUCCUAUAUAUUCAGUAACAUCAGCUGCUCUGCUAGCUAGCUACUUAGUUCCCCGUAGCUAUUAAUAAUUAGAAUUACAGAACAUCCCAACAUUAGCAGCUAGCUCUCCUAAUGUUUUCCAUUUUGUUUUGACAAGUGGCCAAGAAUCUGCUCCCCGGCCCUCUGAAUACUAUUCAAUUCCCUACCUAGUAUAUCGAAAUCAAAAUGGAUGUCAUACAUGUUUUAUCCAAUGCAGUUUUUGUUUUCUGACUCUA
Molecule: messenger RNA, 809 nt
Organism: Ipomoea nil (Japanese morning glory)
Lineage: Eukaryota; Viridiplantae; Streptophyta; Magnoliopsida; Solanales; Convolvulaceae
Product: ubiquitin-conjugating enzyme E2 5B-like
Exons: 5
Coding region: 108-554 (148 amino acids)
Biological process (GO): protein polyubiquitination
Cellular component (GO): nucleus
Molecular function (GO): ubiquitin conjugating enzyme activity
Source: RefSeq, a predicted model, not a curated record